Ricinus communis (castor bean) is the source of this 1245-nucleotide messenger RNA. RefSeq lists its product as uncharacterized. The record is from RefSeq and is a predicted model, not a curated record. Lineage: Eukaryota; Viridiplantae; Streptophyta; Magnoliopsida; Malpighiales; Euphorbiaceae. Bases 1 to 1245 code for a protein of 414 amino acids. The transcript is spliced from 4 exons.
AUGGGCCUGCAACAACCAAGCGGUCGCGGAGACCGCGAGGAAGCCGGCAGCAACCCUAGCUACAGCUGGGCGAGUCUUGCCGAGGAGGCCGGUCAGCGGCGGAGACAAUUAGAAGAAGAAUCAAAAGAAGAAGUUGAUAUCAUGGUAAACCCAACAAGAGAAAUAGGAGCUGAAAGGCGAAUGACUAUGAAAGAUUAUGCACUGCUUACAAUUGAUCAAGAACAAACUCUUCGAUCUAAUGAACAAAGGAAGCCAAGUUUGGAAGAAACACUUCAAUCAUUUAUGAUGGCUUCUCAUGAUAGGAUGGAGAGGAAUAAAAAAAAGACAGAUUCCAUUAAGGCUUCAUUGAAAUGUUUAGAAGCUCAAAUGGGACAAAUUGUUGAUGAGCUCAAUAAAGAAAAAUUAUCAAGUCAACCUAAACAAGCCAAUUCCAUUACUACUAUUAGAAGAGGUGAGGUUGUCGAUAAUAUUGUUAUGGAAAAUGAAAGGAAUUCUUCUUCUUAUGCAGGAAUAAGCCAGCUUAUGCAAAAACAUUUUGAAGAGUUGAAUACCAACAAAAGGCGACAUGCGAACAACGAAAAAAUACAAGUAGCAAGUGUAAUGCUUCAAUAUCAAUUGCCCCUUAAGAUGAAAGAUCCUGGUAGCUUCACCAUUGAUAUUACAAUAGGUGACAAAAAGGAUAGAAAAGCCAUGUUAGAUUCGGGAGCAAGCAUAAACUUGAUGCCGUAUUUGAUGUAUGAACGACUUGGCUUGGGAGAGUUGAAACCUACCACUAUAUCUUUACAAUUUGCUAAUAGAUCGAUAAAAUAUCCUAGAGGUAUAGUGGAAGACUUGCUAGUACAAGUAGGUAAGUUAAUAAUUCAUGUUGAUUUUGUAGUGCUUGACAUGGAAAACACACCAGCAAGGGAUAAAGAGCAAACCAUACUCCUUAGUAGAUCUUUUAUGGCAACUAUUAGAACUAAGAUUGAUGUGCUUGAUGGAAAACUUACCAUGACAAUUUUAGGAGAUACUGUGGAAUUUAAAGCGUUUCUUUCUCUAACUUUGUCUCCUAAAUCUACUAUCGAUAAGUGUUCAUAUAAUUAUUUAGAUUCUCCUAUUUAUGAACAAUUAUAUGAUGAUAUUCCAUUCUUAAUUGACAAGAGCUUUCGUGACACUUUAAGUGUUCGUGUUAAAAGUAUGAAGCCAUACUUGAAAGGAAUGGCUUAUGAGCAAGAGGUGGAGUACGCGGAUAAACGCCCACCAUGA